Cyanistes caeruleus (blue tit) is the source of this 1950-nucleotide messenger RNA. The record is from RefSeq and is a predicted model, not a curated record. NCBI's taxonomy places the organism in Eukaryota, Metazoa, Chordata, Aves, Passeriformes, Paridae.
AGCAUUUGUGUGUAUGUAGGCUAUGCUUCUCUCUUAGUAUGUGGUUAUUUAUAUGCAUGUACACUUUCCCUUCACUCUUUAAGGCAUGCAAGAUCAAGGAACUAUGUGUCAGAAUCUGAAGUAUGCAAACUGGAAUCUGUACCCUUGGACUUUGGCGAUUACCAUCCAUUGAAACCCAUUACAGUUACUGAAUCCAAGACGAAGAAGAUGAACCGGAAGGGAAGUACAUCUUCCACCUCCUCCUCUUCCUCGAGUUCUAUGAUGGACCCACUGAGCAGUGUGUUGGAUGGCACCGAUCCCUUGUCAUUGUUUGCAGCAGCUGCAGAUCCUGUGACUACUGUUCCUCCCAUGGAUGGUGCACGAAGGAAACGAGAAAAAGAUGAGAGCUCAGCAGUAGGAAGUGACUUUGAACCAUGGUCAAACAAACGUGGUGAAAUCCUUGCUAGAUACACAACAACAGAGAAGCUUUCUAUUAAUCUGUACAUGGGAUCUGAAAAAGGAAAAUCCACAACUACUGGUUCAGCAGUUUCUGAAAAAGUGAGGACAAGGCUGGAAGAACUGGAUGAUCUGGAAGAGGGGUCGCAGAAAGAGCUGUUGAAUUUGACUCAGCAGGAUUACAUGAACCGAAUUGAAGAACUGAAUCAGUCUUUAAAGGAUGCAUGGUCCUCAGAUCAAAAAGUAAAAGCUCUCAAAAUAGUAAUCCAGUGUUCUAAGCUUCUCUCAGACACAACAGUAAUCCAGUUUUAUCCAAGUAAAUUUGUUUUAAUUACAGAUAUCCUUGAUACUUUUGGGAAACUGGUGUAUGAAAGAAUUCUGUCAAUGUGCAUGGAUAACCGAGUCUCUCUACCAGAUAAUUUUUCUCCAGAGAGUGUUAAUGAUACGGCUAAAGAAACUUGCUUAAACUGGUUUUUCAAGAUUGCUUCAAUCAGAGAACUCAUUCCCAGAUUUUAUGUGGAAGCAGCAAUACUGAAGUGCAAUAAAUUCCUAUCCAAAACGGGCAUUUCGGAAUGUCUCCCACGGUUAACAUCUAUGAUCAGAGGAAUUGGAGAUCCACUGGUUGCAGUCUAUGCCAGAGCAUACCUUUGCAGGGUUGGGAUGGAAGUGGCACCACAACUCAAAGAAAGCCUGAACAAAAACUUUUUUGACUUUCUCCUAACAUUUAAACAAAUACACGGGGAUACAGUUCAGAACCAGCUGGUGGUGCAAUGUGUGGAGAUCCCUCUGUAUUUGACCCUAUAUUCUCCUGCUAUAGACUGGAUUUUACAGUGUAUUGCAUACCAUGCUCCAGAUGUUCUGCUUACUGAGAUGAUGGAAAGAUGCAAAAAGCUGGGGAACAAUGCUUUGCUGUUGAAUUCAGUAAUGUCGGCGUUCAGAGCAGAGUUUAUUGCUGCGAGAUCAAUGGACUUCAUUGGCAUGAUUAAAGAGUGUGAUGAGUCUGGAUUCCCAAAGCAUCUCCUCUUUCGCUCCCUGGGAUUAAACUUGGCAUUGGCUGAUCCUCCUGAAAAUGAUCGUCUUCAAAUAUUAAAUGAAGCCUGGAAGGUUAUAACAAAGCUGAAGAAUCCACAGGAUUAUAUCAACUGUGCUGAAGUGUGGGUGGAGUAUACGUGCAGACACUUUACGAAGCGAGAGGUCAAUACAGUUCUGGCUGAUGUUAUCAAACACAUGACUCCUGAUCGAGCAUUUGAAGAUGCUUACCCACAGCUGCAGACAAUUAUUCAGAAAGUUAUUACCUACAUCUAUGACUUUGCUCUGCUUUUUUCAGUGGAGAAAUUCUUGCCAUUUCUGGAUAUGUUCCAGAAGGAAAGUGUGAGAGUGGAGGUUUGCAAGUGCAUUAUGGAAUCUUUUAUUAAGCAUCAGCAGGAGUCAACAAAGGAUCCUGUUAUACUCAAUGCUCUCCUGCAUAUCUGUAAGACGAUGCAUGAUUCUGUGAAGUAAGAUGAACUUCUAUUA